Messenger RNA from Adineta ricciae, 234 nucleotides. The record is from the annotation of a GenBank genome assembly. NCBI's taxonomy places the organism in Eukaryota, Metazoa, Rotifera, Eurotatoria, Adinetida, Adinetidae.
AUGGCUCGUGCUCUCAUUUUUCUUGUUGUACUUGUGCUGGUUUUCGGAAUGACAUUAGAUUCCGUUUCAGCUGGUACGUGCGGAUGUCCAUGGAAUUCAGCACGUUGUGAAGCUAAUUGUAUGGGAAAGAAUAUUGGUGCUGUAACUGGUUCAUGUCGCGGUUUUGCUUAUGCGUCUUGCAAAUGUAAAGUCAAUGGAAGUUGGCAAUCCAUUGCUGGCAGUUGUUCGAAUUAA